AUGGUGAAAGAAAUAACAAAAAUUCGAGCCAAAACAUCUACGGAUGAUGAGUUGCUGAAGGAAUGCAAAGAAGAGGCCGAAUGCAACACCUGCGACUCCAUCACUUGGACUGAGCCAAUGAAAGGCACUCGAAUAGAUCCUCCUCCAAACACUGUUGCUGUUGUCGUGGAUCUAAUUCAUACCCGAGGGGCAAUUCCGAGCACCCGCGACACUGACCACGGCAACAAUAAUCUCGAUGAGGUUUUCCCGUAA
Messenger RNA from Paracoccidioides brasiliensis Pb18, 252 nucleotides. RefSeq lists its product as uncharacterized. The record is from RefSeq and is a predicted model, not a curated record. The coding region runs from base 1 to 252 and encodes 83 amino acids. The transcript has 3 exons.